ACAAAUUAUUUGAACUUCUUUAACAAAUAACAAAUGUCCCUUAUGCAAAUCUGCAAUUAUACCACACACAAAAGACUCAUAUGAGAUACAAGUUCUAACCAAACAUGAAUGCAACUUUCAUACCUUAUAGAUUAAGAAACAAAUUUAAAAUAUAUAUUUGCCUUUCUCCUAAGCUAUCCACGUGGAAAGUCACUCUCUGACAGACUGACACGUGUCUCUCUUCUGCGAAAUGCGACGCAUCACUUGAGCUUAUCGGUACUGGAUUUUAUUUCUUUGGCUGGACUUGAGUUUAACUUUUGGCUUAUUCUAUGAACAAUUGACAGGGUUUUUUACUCUUUAAUAUUGUUGAAUGUGUUAAUUAUUUCUUAAUACAUAGUACAUAAAAAAAACACGUUACGAUAUGGACGUUAUAUUAUCAUCAAAGCAAUCUUUACCCUAUAUACCUCAUCCUGUGAUAAUUUAUAAAUUAGCAACGAAUCUAUGAGUUCAACAAAAUUGCAAUUACCUACGUUAGAAUUUUAAGUAUAUAAACAGUCAACAGUAGUGUGUUGAAUAUUAUAUAAUUAUAUUCAUAUGAUUUAAAAGCCUUUAUAAAUUUUUAUUUUUAAACAUACACCAAAAAAUUUAUGAAAGUAAAUAUCUAUUCAGAUUCUCAACCACUUCAAAUACCACCAACGCCAAAAAAUUUUAAUCAAGUGCACGAAAACUAUAAUAUAUUUAAAACUACAAUAAAUACAUUAGUUAAUGAAAACUCCUUUUAAAAAAAUAUUAUGGAUGCAUACAUAAAUAUUAGAAGAAAUGUAUAAAAGGAAAUAAAAGUAACAAUAACUUGAAAAACAAAAUGUAUAAGACUGAGAAUAUUUAUGAUUUGUGGUCUAAGAUAUAUUCAACUUAUUGUCCUAAUCAAAGUGGAAUAAACAUUGAAUAAUAAUUUUUUUUAAAAUUAUGUAUAUACAUAGAAAUAUUUUUAGUGGUAGGGUAUAUUUAUAAUUUCCAAUAUUUGGCCAAAUAAAGAAAAAGGAAACCUGCAUGUAUAUAACCAUGAAAAGAAAACUACUUUAAAUAACUUAAUCAAAACAAUAACCACAUACAACUAAACCCGAUGAACGUCCCAACCUCAAAAGAAAGAUGUUAUAGGAGCAAAAAUCCCAAGACAUGACAUAUAGUUUUGUACUAACAGCUUACCAACCAAUUUAAUUUACAUAGUUCAUUCAACAAUAAUCAAAGCAAGCAAAUAUUCCCAAUCAAAACAAAUAUUGGUAGCUUCAUAGUCUAUUUAGUAUUCAAAUACAUUAACAUGUACAAUAUUUAACUAAUAUGUAUAUUUUUAUAUGAUACAAAUUUAUAUUAAAAAUUUAUUCUAACUAUUUAAAUUGUUUUUAAAUUUUCAUCCCGCCCGUAGGGCGGGCCGACCCUAGUAAUGAAUAUAAUAAUACUCUGCAUUGUGCAGACGUUUAGUACGGAACGGAAACUUUUUAGGUACCUGAGCACGAUUAGAUAAAAACAUUAAUCAUAAGCAACAUCACGAGAAAAAAAUCAUUUCAUCAAGUCUAAAACGAAUUUGUUAUCCAUACUCGUGAUUUUCGCUAAUACGCUAUUUUAAUAAAGUAGAUGUAAUAAAGGAAAUAAAAGCAAUUUAGUUUUGCAGCUUUGCGUGUUCUUCUCAUGAAUUAACGAACUCUUCGCAUUUCCACGUAACGUUGUUUCGUGUAUUUCUCCAAUAAAAAUAUAUUAACCACUGGAAUUUCACUUUUCUAAAGUAUCUUUCAUUCUACUUCUCCUGAUUUCUCUUUCACACAAGAUAUUAUUUAUAUACUUUUUGGUUGAAUUAUUUAUAUAAACUUAUUUUCAAAGAUUUAGUUUUUGCUUGCGUUGUAAAGAACAAAAAGGUAUGCAUUUUUAAUUUGGAAAACAAAAGAUUAUGUUAGUUCUUUAACUUUCAAACAAAUUUACUAAAAAUAUGUAAAAUAUAAGAUUAGAUUAUGUUAACUUUUGAAUUCAGGACUAAACUCGAAUGAAUGUUUGAAAUCUUAAACAUCCGGAGCUGAGAAAAUGUAGUUUAUCAUGUAUUUAUUUCAUUUUGUAGCUGAGCAUUGCUUUCUAAUUCUAUUUUUCAUAUAUAUUGUAUAUGAACCUAAUAUUCCAUUUUAACAUAACAACAGAUCUUGGAUAUAUAGUUAUAUGUACCUUUUGAAUGAAUAAUAACAAACACGCAAAAAAAAAUUGACACCUAAUUUCUUAUUCAUUCAAAAGGUUGCUUUAUGUUCAUGCCAAAUCCAAUAAUCAUUUUUCUAUUCCAAAAAUUAGUAAGUAAACAAAUCUAACAAAACAAACAAAAAAAUCUCUUCUUAUACAUCACAAACACUAUAAAUGCAUUCCAUAACCGCUACAACUCCCCACACCAGCACCACUACCGCACUACUCCAUUCUUCUCUCUUUAAGCAUCUCUAAACAAGUGUACGUUAACGACAUACAAUGGCUUCCCUUCUUGUUCUCUUCGUCUUCUUCUUCAUCUCCUCUUGUUCUGCUCAAUCCUACAAUGUCUUGUCUUUCGGAGCUAAUCCGGACGGAAAAACAGACGCAACUAAAGCGUUUAUGGCGGUUUGGGAAACCGCUUGUGCCUCGUCUCGUCCAGUAACCAUUGUAGUUCCUAAAGGCCGGUUCUUGUUAAGGAGCCUUAACUUCGACGGUUCCAAGUGCAAGCCUAAGCCUGUUACAUUCCGUAUCGACGGUUCGUUGGUCGCUCCGGCUGAUUAUCGAGUAAUCGGAAAUGAAGACUACUGGAUUUUUUUCCAGCAUCUCGACGGCGUCACCGUCUACGGCGGAGUUCUUGACGCUCAAGGAACUUCUCUAUGGGAUUGUAAAAAAUCCGGCAAGAAUUGCCCCAGCGGAGCCACGACUAUAGGGUUUCAAAGCUCAAGCAACGUCGUGGUUUCCGGGCUGACGUCACUCAACAGCCAGAUGUUCCACGUCGUCAUCAACGGUUGCAACAACGUAAAGCUUCAAGGAGUUAAAGUAUUAGCCGCAGGAAACAGCCCCAACACAGACGGUAUCCACGUUCAGUCUUCCUCAACCGUCUCUAUCUUCAAUACAAAAAUUUCCACCGGCGACGAUUGUGUCUCCAUCGGUCCAGGAACUAACGGUCUAUGGAUCGAAAAUGUCGCAUGUGGUCCGGGUCACGGCAUCAGCAUUGGGAGCUUGGGGAAAGAUAGCGUGGAGGAAGGUGUACAGAACGUGACAGUUAAAACGGUGACGUUUACGGGAACAGAUAACGGAGUCAGGAUCAAAUCAUGGGCCAGGCCCAGUAGUGGAUUCGCUAGGGACAUCCGUUUUCAACAUUGUGUUAUGAACAACGUAGGGAACCCAAUCCUUAUCGACCAAAACUAUUGUCCUCGUAACGAAAAUUGCCCUCGCCAGGUUUCGGGUAUCAAAAUCAGCGAUGUGUUGUUCGUAGAUAUACAUGGAACAUCGGCGACUGAAGUUGGAGUGAAACUUGAUUGUAGUCCAAAGAAACCGUGUACCGGAAUUAGACUUGAGGAUGUGAAAUUAACGUACCGGAAUAAACCGGCUGCAUCGGCUUGUGUUCACGCAGGAGGAAUCGAAGCCGGAUUUCUUCAGCCAAACUGCCUUUGACAACAACAAUAUAUAUAUAUAAGAUUACUUAAAGUUUAUUAGCAGUGAUAUUGUAAAUUAUAGUUUCCUUGUUUAUGUUCCAAUACAUAUGGCUCGGGAUCACACGGAUGAAAGUUAAAAUGCAUGAGCCUGUGGCGUUUGAAGGCACACUUGAGCCUAGAGCCUGGCCUUGCUUUGUAGAUUAUAGUCCAUUGCAACCAUUGAUCGUUUUGAUAUGUGUUGUGGAAGUUGUGUUGUUAUUGAUUAAAUUUAAUAUUAAUCUCCUUUUUCUG
Brassica napus (rape) is the source of this 3905-nucleotide messenger RNA. Its product is annotated as polygalacturonase. Gene Ontology annotation, molecular function: polygalacturonase activity. Lineage: Eukaryota; Viridiplantae; Streptophyta; Magnoliopsida; Brassicales; Brassicaceae. Bases 2476 to 3633 code for a protein of 385 amino acids. The transcript is spliced from 4 exons. The record is from RefSeq and is a predicted model, not a curated record. Gene Ontology annotation, biological process: carbohydrate metabolic process.